AUGUCUACCAAACUACCAUUGAACAAGACUUCCCCGGUCCACUGGAUCCUCGACUGGGACGGCACCACCACCAAAAAAGAUACUCUAGACACCCUCGUCAACAUAUCCGCUGCCACAAAACCCAACUUUCCCACUCAAGACUACUGGAACCGUGUGUCAAAAGCCUACAUGGACGACUACACGGCUACGCUGGCCCAACUCGCUCCUAAUGGCACACUACCCAGCACAGUCUCGGCAGAGAAACAACUCCUAGCCCAAAUGAGAGCUGUGGAACAACGAAGUCUUGAUCGCGUAUCUUCAUCCUGUAUUUUUGCUGGCUUGACAAGAGAUGCGAUCGACGCCGGCGCAAAACAAGCUGUACAUUCACGUGCUGUAGAAUUGCGAACUGGAUUCGAGGGUUUCUUCAGACAUAUCCAGCACGACCGCAAGAAGGAUGGAUUCAUGCUUCUCAGUGUCAACUGGUCUCGCACAUUUAUCCAGUCUUGCCUAGCUACAGCAGGUAUCGUUGAUGUACCUACCACGUCAAUAUUGGCGAAUGAGCUUGAUAACAUUGAGGCUGGAGAGCCGUCGAGCGGUAAAAUCGUUACGACUACCCCUAAUGAGGCAGGUCUCAUAAUGUCAAGCGGUGACAAAAUCAAAACAAUGGGGCGCAUGCAGUUAGCGGGCCAAAAGGUGUACGUGGGAGAUAGUUGGACAGACAUCGAAUGCCUGCUCGCAGCCGACCUGGGGAUUUGCAUCCGAGACGAACCCAUGGGAAGUUCGCAGAAGAAACUUGCAGAAUCGUUGACAAGACUGGGUGUAUCAUGUCGGCAUUUAAAAGACUACAAAGAGGCUGAUGAGUGGAGAGUUGUAUGGGCGAGGGACUUUGCGGAGAUUCAAGAUUGGAUUGCCAGCAAGUCAACCUAG
This is a messenger RNA of Alternaria rosae, 906 nucleotides long. RefSeq lists its product as uncharacterized. The transcript has a single exon. The coding region runs from base 1 to 906 and encodes 301 amino acids. Lineage: Eukaryota; Fungi; Ascomycota; Dothideomycetes; Pleosporales; Pleosporaceae. The record is from RefSeq and is a predicted model, not a curated record.